AUGCGAAAGUUUCGCAACUCACUGUCAUCUAGCCAGCAGAUGGACAAAGCGAACGUGACCCUGGAUCCAGACACGGCCAAUCACCGACUCACAGUGUCUGCGGAUCGGAGAAGUGUGAGAUGGGAACGCACACGGCAGGAUCUGCCCGACAACCCUGAGAGAUUUGACACUGAGCACUGUGUGCUGGGCUGUGAGGGAUUCACUUCGGGCAGACAUACCUGGGAGGUGGAGGUGGAGGUGGAGGUGGAGGGGAGGGAAGUCUGUGAUGUGGGGGUGGCCAGAGAGUCUGUGAGCAGGAACGGAGGGAUCAGCCUUAACCCUGAGCAGGGGAUCUGGGCUGUGCGGUGCAGUGAGGAUCAGUGCUGGGCUCUCAAUAUGCAGUGCAUCCCCUUCCCCCCGAGCCAGGCACCCCCCAGGAUCCGGGUUUAUCUGGACUAUGAAGUGGGGCAGGUGGCGUUUUUCAUUGCCAGUACCGGGGACCCGAUGGUCACUUUCCCGCCGGCCUCUUUCGCCGGGGAGAGAAUCCGCCCGUUCUUCCGGGUUAGCACUACUGUCCCGCUCUGCUAUGCUGGGGCUAGUGUGCGGCUCCUCUAG
This is a messenger RNA of Emys orbicularis (European pond turtle), 594 nucleotides long. RefSeq names its product E3 ubiquitin-protein ligase TRIM15-like. Gene Ontology annotation, biological process: protein ubiquitination. The transcript is spliced from 3 exons. Gene Ontology annotation, cellular component: cytoplasm. Bases 1 to 594 code for a protein of 197 amino acids. NCBI's taxonomy places the organism in Eukaryota, Metazoa, Chordata, Testudines, Emydidae. Gene Ontology annotation, molecular function: protein binding; ubiquitin protein ligase activity. The record is from RefSeq and is a predicted model, not a curated record.